AUGUGGGCGGCACUUCACCUCCCGGAGCAUCUCGCCGAUCACCCUCUCUGGCGCAACGCUGUGCGCUGCAUCACGGACGCGGGCCAUGGCUACGUUCCCCCGAAGCGGCGGUAUGUUGGUGGCGCCGGCCUUGCGCGCUGCCGCGAAAAGAUCGAGAGGGGGCUCGCUCCCAUCACUGCGAGCUGGAAGCGGGAUGGCGUGACGAUAGGCUCGGACAUGAUGACGGACAAAAGUGGUCGUCCCCAAGCCAACAUCCUGCUCAUCAACGAUUCCGGUUCAGUGUUCACCGAAACCAUCGACUGUAAGUUGGAGACAAAGACGGGAGGUUACAUUGCAUCCGUUUUGCGCCCGAUCAUUGAGAAGGUGGGGCCCGCCAACAUAGUUGCGUUAUGCAUGGAUGGGGGCAGCAAUUAUGCGGCUGCAUGUAGGGAACUCAUGCUUGAGUAUCCUCACAUUGAGCAUGUGCCGUGCGCUACUCACGUCAUGGAUCUGCUCAUGGAGGACAUUGGUGAAAUGGAUUGGGCGAAGGACAUUGUGGCUAAGGCGGGGGUGAUUAUUACCUUUGUGCGUGCCCACCAUUUCACCAAAGGUUACAUGCGAAGCCCGCAGGUGAAGGGAGGGAAGGGGAAGCAGGUGCUGAAGCCGGCGGGCACCAGAUUUGGCACGCAAUUCAUCGCGGUGCAGCGGCUUUGCGAGGUGCGGAGUGCAUUGACGCAGAUGGUGCUGAGCCCGGAGUGGCAGGCUUGGGCGAAGGGGAGGAAGCCGCUGGUCGAGCCCUUCGCAACCAUGAUCAUGGAUGCCGUGUGGUGGAAAGGUGCGGAGUUCUUCGUCGCCCUCCUGAAGAUCCCCUUUGUCGUCAUGCGCAAGACCGACUCGACGGCCAAGGGCAUGAUGGGUAGGAUGUACGAUCUGAUGCUGCAGCUCACGGAAGACAUCAAUGCGAAGUUGGAGGAGGAGGAGGCGGGAUUGGUGCUGUCCAGCAGUGAACGCACGGAGGUGACCGUCACGCGCAAGGAGGGCGAGGAGCUGCGCGCAUCCCACGUCAUCCAGGACGGCCUGACGGCAUUCAACACCCUUCAGGGGAGCUUCGGCCUACCCGACGCCAUCUCUGACCGUGAGCUCGUGAAGGCCGGUAAGAAGACGGCCGUCCAGUGGUGGACGUGGCACGGGACGGAGCACCCCGAGCUAACAACGCUCGCUUGCCGCGUUCUCUCUCAGCCAGUGUCCGCAUCGGCGUGUGAGAGGAACUGGGCAGUGUGGGAAUCGAUCCACACUGCCAAGCGCAACAGGUUGGGGUCCGAGAAGUGUCGGGACCUCGUGUAUGUUGCGCACAAUUGGAACAUUGUGCGCAACUGGCACAAGGGGGCUGAGGGGGUGACGGUUCUCCCGGGGAACAUCCCUGAGGCCUCCCUGCCGGAAGGGUACAACGAGGUUCUGGAGGAGGAUGAGGAGGAGGGGGAGGAGGAUGAGCUGGAGGAUGAAUGCGGAGCGACGGGCGGCAGCCCGAAGGUGAAGCUGCAGGGCGACGGGCGGCGGCCCGACGAGAAGCUACAGGGCGACGGGCGGCGGCCCGACGAGAAGCUGCAGGGCGACGGGCGACAGCCCGACGAGGAGAAGGAAUGA
Messenger RNA from Closterium sp. NIES-65, 1623 nucleotides. The record is from the annotation of a GenBank genome assembly. NCBI's taxonomy places the organism in Eukaryota, Viridiplantae, Streptophyta, Zygnematophyceae, Desmidiales, Closteriaceae.